Messenger RNA from Seminavis robusta, 633 nucleotides. NCBI's taxonomy places the organism in Eukaryota, Bacillariophyta, Bacillariophyceae, Naviculales, Naviculaceae. The record is from the annotation of a GenBank genome assembly.
AUGGAGACAAUGAGCUCUGAUGCAACCAACAAGGGAACCAUGUCGAAAUCGGGGAAGCACAAACAAAUCCAAGUUCAUAUCAGAAAGUCUGGGGGAAAAUCCGGAUUUGAAGUGAAGUCCUGCAAACCAAGCAUUACUGUGCGUGAAUUGAAGGACGAUGUUGUCGCUUCGCUCCAACCGAGCUGGGAGGAAAAUAAUUUUACCCUCAGACCUGAACACAUCCGGCUAUUUCGCGUUGUUGGAGAUACGAUCAUGCCCGUUGGUGACGAGGAUGAUCUAGUAACGUCAGGGGAAAACCCACCCACCACGAUGGCCACAAUCGAGGACGAAAAGAAAGAAGAAUCCCCCGAACCCAAAUUCAUUGCGUUGGAAUAUUUUACCACACUACCCGAAGACUUGUUUCGUACCGUCUCGAUCCGUCAGAUUUCACCAGUGACCUACGCCGCGGAAGGGAAUGGGUGGACCAAAGCCGCUCCUCUAUGUUGCGCAGCUUACACCGAGACAGAAUGGAAGAGGCCUUGGUACGGUACCAAACAAGGCAAUUUCAAGGCCCACGGGGUUUCACUUCGCUCGUUGGACACAUCGGAAACAUCAAUGGCUGGACGACGAAAAGCUUUACUCUCCUUUUGGUGA